AUAUGCGCAUGUGCAGUGCUGCGAGCGCGCCGCUGGCCGCCCUUCCCCCACCACCGGCCGUGAGUGGGUGACAGAGCCCCCGUCUCCGCGCGUCUUAACCACCCAGCGCCGUGACCCGCUGUGGCACUGGGCCAGGAGUGGAGGCUGCGCCCCCACAGUUUUGCCUUCAUAGUUCUCUGCCUUUACCAAAAACUACAGAAAAUGAAUAAAUCCCAGGGAUCAGUUUCAUUCACGGAUGUGACUGUGGACUUUACCCAGGAGGAAUGGGAGCAACUGGACCCCUCUCAGAGAAUCCUAUACAUGGAUGUGAUGCUGGAGAAUUACAGCAACUUACUUUCAGUGGAGGUGUGGAAGGCUGAUGACCAGAUGGAGAGAGACCACAGGAACCCGGACGAGCAGCCGAGGCAAUUUAUAAUUCUUAAGAACCAAACCCCGAUGGAGGAAAGAGGUGAUCUCUUUGGAAAAACACUUAAUCUGAACACAGACUUUGUUUCUUUAAGACAAGUACCCUAUAAAUAUGACUUAUAUGAAAAAACCUUGAAAUAUAAUUCAGACUUGCUUAAUAGUAAUAGAAGCUAUGCAAGAAAGCAAACUGAUGAGUGUAAUGAAUUUGGAAAAGCACUUCUCUACCUGAAGCAAGAGAAAACCCACCCUGGAGUAGGAUAUUCUGAAUACAAUAAAAGUGGAAAAGCCCUCAGUCAUAAAUCAGCCAUUUUUAAACAUCAGAAAAUAAAAAAUUUGGUUCAACCUUUCAUUUGUACAUACUGUGACAAGGCUUUCUCCUUUAAGUCACUCCUCAUUAGUCAUAAGAGAAUACAUACCGGAGAAAAACCGUAUGAAUGUAAUGUAUGUAAGAAAACCUUCUCCCAUAAGGCCAACCUCAUCAAACAUCAGAGAAUUCACACUGGGGAGAAACCCUUUGAAUGUCCUGAAUGUGGAAAAGCUUUCACCCACCAGUCAAACCUCAUUGUACAUCAGAGAGCACAUAUGGAGAAGAAGCCCUAUGAAUGCAGUGAAUGUGGAAAGACAUUUGCCCAAAAGUUUGAACUUACCACACACCAGAGAAUUCAUACAGGAGAGCGACCCUAUGAGUGUAACGAAUGUGCAAAAACCUUCUUCAAGAAGUCAAACCUUAUCAUACAUCAGAAGAUUCACACAGGGGAGAAACGCUAUGAGUGCAGUGAAUGUGGAAAAUCCUUUAUCCAGAACUCACAACUCAUUAUACACAUGAGAACUCAUACAGGAGAAAAGCCCUACGAAUGUACUGAAUGUGGCAAAACUUUCAGCCAGAGGUCAACUCUUCGAUUACAUUUGCGAAUCCACACAGGUGAGAAACCAUAUGAGUGUUCUGAAUGUGGGAAAGCCUUUAGCAGGAAGUCCCGACUCAGUGUCCAUCAGCGAGUUCACAUCGGGGAUAAACCUUGAAAUUCCAACCAGGUUGUACUGUGGAAAACCUUCCUGCCAGAACUCUUCACGUGGGUGAAAAUCCUCAUGAAAAUAUUGAGGGAACAUGGGAAUUCAUACUGAGAUGCAAUCUCUCAACUCAAAAAUGUAUGAAAAAAUAGGAUCCCAUGAGAACAUUAUACUGGAAGUUAUAUGUGAUACCCAGCUUGAAGAAUACGUAUCAGAAUAUAUCCAGUUGUAAAUAGCCAUACCCAGUUGUACUACAAUGAGCUCUUUAAAAUCUUGAAUGAAUUGAGUAUUGUAGACAGCAGCAUAAGAGAUAUACAAACAAACAGUAUCUUAUGAAUUUAGUAGUAAUAUGUGGGUAUGCCACAAAAGUUGUAUGUUUUAGAUCUGCACAUGUAAAUUUAGCAUAAUCACUGGGAAUCUGAAAUUCUUGUCCUCUGCAGUAAUUAGGACAUAACAAGAUUUUUCCAUACUAAACAUCACAUGUGUUUUUCAGUAUUUCUACAAUCCAGUAUGUAUUCCACAUGAAAUGCGUAACAGAUUUAAAGUGGCAUGGAACCUCUGUCUUUCCCUACUGCUUGCUGGCAUAUAUAAAUUGGUAUGAACAUUGUUCUUGAGCUGCCUCUUACGAAACAGAAGACAGUGUUGAAGUUUUACCUGCUUUGGGUUUGCUGAAGAUUUUCUAGAAGCAUUAUUUACACAAAUAUGCACAUGUGAAAUCAUUGAUCUAUAGCAUGAAGGAGGCAGACGUGGGCUGUACUACUCAGUACGCACCACAGAGUAAGAGUUUGCCAUGUAAAGACAAUAUUCCCAUUCAUCACGCUUUUAUUUUCCAGUGGGAUAUCUGCAUACAGCUGCAUGUCUAUUUCCAAAACGUUGCGUAACAGAGACCACCUGUUUUUGUCUUUCCUUAAUACAUAAAUCGUCUAGCAAAAAUGGUAGGAUGCUUCUAUAGUUCACAAAUGUUAUAUUUCAGAGACUUUACAGGAAAAAUUAUUUUAAAUAACGUCAACUGUUUCAUUGCUUUUUAAAUUUUUCAUGUGUAUAACCCCCUUUAGAAAUGAAUUUUGACAGCAUUUUGUUGUUUAAAGGAGGCAUUUCUUCUUUCUUGGUUUCACUACUGCCAACCUAAAACAUUUCCCAUUGGAACGUGACUUAGUGUAAGUUAUUACCUUUCCGUUACAUGUUUACUCUUUAUAUAGUCAGAUUUUUCAGUGGUCUCCAUAUAUUAACAAGAAUUUUUUUUUUUUGGUAUAACUCAAAUGCUAUUAUAGACUUGAUUUCAGAUUUUCAAGUUCAGCCUUUCCCUAUCAAUCCCACAUCAUGUAUUGGGAAUUAUAAAUGGCAACCAAAAACGUGCUUUUAAAAAUUAUUUUUGGAAGUCAUUGAUGUGCUGUGACAAUAUAUGAAUUCGAGUGAUAUUCUGAACACAUUUAAACUGAACAUCCAUAGCCCAGUAAGUUUUUUUCUAAGUUUUCAUCUUACCUACUCACAAAGAAGCAGGGGAAAAAGCUAUUUUCAGACGCUGCUAUUAGAAAUGUAAAUUGUUACAGCCUCCUUGGAAAACAAUGUGACUUUGUGUUUUAAUAUUUAUAUUCUCUUCAACCUAGGAAUCUCCUGGGAAUCUAUCCCUAAGGAAAAAAAGUGCCAGUACUUAAGAUUAUAUGUUUACUAAUGCAUAUUGUAUUUUUGGGUAAGGACCAAAAAUAAGUCACUAAGGGAAUGGAUGAAUAAAUUGUGGUAAAAACA
Messenger RNA from Callithrix jacchus (white-tufted-ear marmoset), 3159 nucleotides. RefSeq names its product ZFP1 zinc finger protein (gene ZFP1). Gene Ontology annotation, molecular function: RNA polymerase II cis-regulatory region sequence-specific DNA binding; DNA-binding transcription repressor activity, RNA polymerase II-specific. The record is from RefSeq and is a predicted model, not a curated record. Lineage: Eukaryota; Metazoa; Chordata; Mammalia; Primates; Cebidae. Gene Ontology annotation, biological process: regulation of cytokine production; regulation of immune system process; negative regulation of transcription by RNA polymerase II. Gene Ontology annotation, cellular component: nucleoplasm; PcG protein complex; chromatin.